UUUUGUAGAAGCGGAGUGAUCCAAAUUUUGUCCAUGCAUCCUGCGACUUCCCGGUGAUUGGUGCUUUUUGUGUCCGCCUUAAGUGAAUGGCCAGGUGAAAUGAGCUGGGCCGAGGAGGACUGGACAGUCGGUCUGUCUGGAAAGGUCCUGCAGAAAGUGAAGGAGCUGCAGGUUCAUCAUGAGCGACUGUCCCGAGAGAACAAACAGAAACAGUUACUGCUGGAUAACAUUCAAACGAGCCUCGAGAAGCAGACUGCCAAGUAUGAAGAAGUGCGUGUGGAGCUCCAGUCAUCACACAGGGAGCUCCAAAGAGUCCAGGAGGAGGCGAAGGUGGCCAUAACUAGCAAAGAGCGCCUUUCUCAGGAUCUGCAAAGCAAACAAGCCCAAGUCUGCUCUUUAGAGGGCCAGUUGGAUGCUGCACGCACUCUCACCAAUAAACUCACACAGGAAGUGAAGAGGCUAGAGGCUGAGCUCGAAAAGCUACAGAACAGCAGCAGAGCAGGAGAAACAACACUCUUCUCUACUCCCUGCUGGAGCGCCUCACCCUGGGAACUCAGUGGGAGUAGAAAGGAGGCACGCCAUGGCAACAGAGAAGAAGGGAAAACUCAGGGACUUCAUGUUCGACGCCUGCAGUUUUCAGAUAUGCCCUCUGGCUCAUUGCCAAGGGAACAGCCCAGAGGCACUCACCACCACCAAACAUCUGACGUUUUCUCCACUCCCUCCGCUGCAUUUCCCUGGGAACGGGAUGAUCCUAAGCCCGUAGCCAGGAGACCCUCUCCAGCGUCUCCAAAGACCCCAUGUAGUGACACUUUAAGUCAAAGCCAGCUAGAGCAUAACUUCUGUGUGAAGACAAACAGCUCAAAUGACUCUGAGACUGACUCAUCUGUGUCUGAACUUCGGAGCCGCUUGACUGAUUUGGAGGAGGAACUGCGAGCAAAAGUGCAUACAAUAAACACAAUCCAAAAUGAAGUGGCACAAAAUAAGAAGGAGCUUUCUGCCAAAGAAAUUAACUUACAGAGACUCCGAGAUGAACUUAGCCUGGCUCAUACGCGCAUGUCUCAGGAAGGAGAACGGGCAUCUACUGCUGAACAGAGGGCCAAACAGCUUCAAGAAGAGCUCAAGUGUCAAAGGCAGAAUACUGAGAGCAGCAGAGUGCAGCAUCAACAGCGGACCAAGGAGCUGGAGAAGCAGCACCAGCGAGACCUGCAGGAGUUUCAGAGAGAGAAACAGUACAUGGAGAGGCAGCACCAGCAGGAGAUAAACAAACUCAAUCAGGAGCUUGCACAAGCCAGAUCCAACUACAAUGCCUUGCAGUCUCAACUGGAUAAGGAGUCUGUACAAAAACAGGCUUUGGUGAAAGAAGUGGACACUCUCAAAGAGAAACUUAAAUGGACAGAAGGACAACUACAGCAAAGCCAAAAGAAAGAGGCUCAGACACAAGCAAAAAUGACGGAGACAUUGCGUGAGGCAGAGGCUUUGACUGUGAGCCUGAAGCAGAGUCAGAAAAAGGAAAGAGCUCUUGAGGAAGAUGGGAGGAGACUAAUAGAAGAGAGAGACAACGCCCUCUGUUUACUGAGAGAACUCCAGGAACAAAAGGCCACCGUGGCUCCUCCUCAACCAUCACUACAGAUUUGUCCUCCUGCCCAGACUUUCUCUAAUGCGUCACAGCCAUUACACCAAACCCGAAAGCCCAACCCCAACACGGCUAAGCACAAGAGAGAGGAGGGGGAAAGGAGGGAAGAAAGCAAAGUGCACUAUCCCACUGACCGAGAGCCAGGCGAAGGCAUUGACUCUGAACACAUAAGUGACAAUGUCCCUAUAAAAUCAGAGGGUUUACAAAGAGAGGAAUGUAGAUUACAAACUAAAAAGGAGGAGGAGGUUUUGGAGACUGAUGGCAAACAAACUAUUGCUGAGAGAACGCCUUCUCACAGUUCUAAGACUAUGGGUUCAGAGGACCUCCACACUGAGAAUGCAACACUACGCUCUGAGCUGCGUGACGUUCGAGAAGAGCUCCAGAAGAGGCUGGACGACCUGGAAGCCCAGCGCCGGGCUGAGACAGAAGCGAGAACCAGACUCAAACAGCUGAGUCGGAAAAAUGCCAAUCAGAUCACUGAAAAAGAGGAGCAAUACAAGGAGUGCAAGGCACAGCUGGAGAAGGAGAGCUCAGAGGUUGACAGGUUAAAUAAGGCCCUGGCUGCAUUGGAGACAGAAAUUCUAAGGGAAAGACAAGAGAAAUAUGAGAAGAGACAUGAAGAGAAUAAUACUGUGCUUCAAGACAAGGAGAAUGAAAUGAUAGAGCUCAACAUGGAGCUGAAGAAGCAACUGUCGGAGGUGAAGGCUCAACUGGUUUUGGAACGAGAGGAGAGAGAGCAGCAGGAAGCGGAAAUGAUGAACAAAGCAAGCACAGACAUGGAGAAAAUACAAGAACUGGAGGCUGAAAUAGAGCAGCUUAAAGCCAAUCCAAACAACAGCUCACAGGCAGAAAAGGUACUGACUGCAGCCAACAGCCCUGUGACUUACCUGACCCUCCGAGAGGAUGAGCUUAAUGUUGCUGACGAAACUAACAAACCCGAGACUCUCUCUCUUUACCAGUCGACUAAUCAGCAAAAUGAAAUCAAAUCUGAGGUAUUGGGAAACGUCAUUCCAUUAGAGGAAAUGGCACUUAUUGAUCCUCAACAGUCACCUGUAACUGUGAAUCAAAACUUGGAACAAAAUUUGGAACAAAACUUGGAUAAAACUUGUUACAAUGCAGACAGUGAUGACAAUUAUGACAAGGUUUCAGUGCUGGCAACACAAGUACAGGUCCUGCAAAAACAAAAUGCAUUGGAGAAAGAGCGCGCCAACCAGUACCAGUUAAAACUUGAGGUUUUGCAAAACCAGGUAACACAACAGACCCAGCAACUGACCAUGGCAUUUGAAAGGCAAAGUCAACACAUCUCUGGCCUUUUAGUUGAGCUUCAAGAAAAAGAAAACACCAUCCUCUGUAAAGAAGAUGAACUACAACAGUUUAGACAAGAGCUCAGUUCCUUAAAAGAUCAAAUGGGAAAAGAAGAGAGAGGGCAAGAUCGUGACAAGGAGCAGCCUUCAUCUAUUUGUAUUAAAAAUCUGGUCACAGAUAAUUCUGAUGAAGGAAUGGCACAGGUGCAGAUUCCUGCUGUGCCACCUGCGUUUGAGAUAAAAGACGGGACAGAGAGUAAAAGACUACAUAAACAAAGUUUUGCCAAUGACGUCAACAGUGGAAGUGAGGAAGGUGCUGACUUGACUUCAGAGCUCCUCAGUCUGCAGCAGGAAAAUCAUCUUCUUAAGUUGAAACUCCAGUCGAUGACUACACCCAAGCCCUGUGGCAUAAACAGAGACGUUGGAAGUGCCUCUCCUCUAGAGGGGCAGCCACCUACAGCUCUGAGUGACACUGGUGUUCAGGCAUGCACUGAGACGCAACAGAGCAGCAACGACACAGAGGAACAUGAAAAAGAAAGUGAAGUAAAGCCAGAGGCAGGCUCCCAACAACUGGACCAUAUCAGCUACCUACAGCAGCAGGUGGUGGCACUGCAGACGAAGCUACAAGCUCUAUAUGAAGAGAACCAGCAGAAGACUGAGGAGCUGGCUCUGUGGAGACUGGCUUCUGAACCUGUGUGUGCACUCACAGAGUCCGAGCCUGUGGACCACCAACACGAGGGAGGCCCUGGUCAUCUGCAGACUGCCACACAGGAGCAGAGCGGCUGUGUGACUCUGUGGAGAGAGGAUGAGAUACUGCUGUCCUCCUCCUCCAACAAACUACAGGGACGCACUCUGUUCUCCAGACUGCAACAAAAUCUCAUCUCUGAACCAAAGACUCUUCCUCCAUUUUCAGUCCUCCAAGACCACAAUAGGAACAAUUCAGAGUUUGACAAAGAAAAUACUUUUCCAACUCAACACAACCAAAGGAAUGACACCAAAAAAGUUCUCAAAAGUUUGGGCGUGGAAUUGUCUGAAGUUUUGGACUGUAGCAAUUGGAAUCCCACAAGUACUGAAGUUAAAGCUACUGAGUCCAUAAACAACACUGGGACUGAUGAUAUGAAAUGUGUCAGCACUCAAACGGAAAGCUGGUGUGUACCACAUGAACUCCAGUGUACGCAGACGCAGACUGAGCUGAUGGAGGAGGAAGCAGAGGUGGAGUCCCCUUCUGUCUCACCUGUCCUAUUUGAUGAAACCCAACAGCCAAAGAACGUAUUGUUGUCAGCUUCCUUUCCAAUCCCAGCUGACCCAGCACAGUUAGCAGAGAGGAUCAGACGGAACCGAACUCAGCUGUCAGCUGCCUUUGACGACACAGAGUAUGAACCAUAUGGGCUGCCAGAAGUGGUUAUGAAAGGAUUUGCAGACAUUCCGAGUGGCCCUUCAUGUCCGUAUAUCGUGAGGCGGGGUUUGCUUGGGACUACAGUGGUACCUGUCCCUCCAAAAAACACAACAGAGGCAGAAGAAACCGAUUAACCACAUGGCCACUGCCUCUGUCGGAGUGAUGUAGGGUCACGAGAAUGGGGAAACGCCAUCCAAGGAGAAAACACACAGAAAGUGCUCAGCUGCUGUUGCA
This is a messenger RNA of Periophthalmus magnuspinnatus, 4567 nucleotides long. RefSeq names its product centromere protein F. Gene Ontology annotation, cellular component: spindle pole; chromosome, centromeric region; nucleus. The coding region runs from base 100 to 4467 and encodes 1455 amino acids. The record is from RefSeq and is a predicted model, not a curated record. Gene Ontology annotation, molecular function: microtubule binding; dynein complex binding. Gene Ontology annotation, biological process: regulation of G2/M transition of mitotic cell cycle; mitotic cell cycle; metaphase chromosome alignment. NCBI's taxonomy places the organism in Eukaryota, Metazoa, Chordata, Actinopteri, Gobiiformes, Gobiidae. The transcript is spliced from 18 exons.